Messenger RNA from Vicia faba (fava bean), 405 nucleotides. The record is from the annotation of a GenBank genome assembly. Lineage: Eukaryota; Viridiplantae; Streptophyta; Magnoliopsida; Fabales; Fabaceae.
AUGUACAGAUUUGGCGAAGCUUCAUGUGCCAAGUGGUUAUGCCCAAGGCAAAAUUUUCCCAAUGUUGCAUUCGUCCAGGCUGUCGAUCAUAAUGAUGGACUCCUUCAGGUGGUUUCAUCACAUGACAGUAGAUAUCAUCGUCUCCCUUCUCUUCUUGGUCUCUUACUAGAGAUGUGGUGUGUUGAGUACUUGGCGGAUGGAAAUUGCGCUCAACACUGGCGCGCUAUAGCUCAGUGCAUAGAAAGAAAUAGAAAAAAAUUGAACUUAGAUUGGGUGGAGGCCGCGCGAACGCAGGCCCCCUCAGCAACAAAUUAUGAUGUAGGCUCCACCACUUGGGUAGACCUUAGGAAAACACCCCUCCUAAGUGCAAUGGAGGUCACAAUCCUAGGCCAUGGGCCUUCUUGA